This is a messenger RNA of Drosophila serrata, 734 nucleotides long. RefSeq lists its product as uncharacterized. Gene Ontology annotation, biological process: ubiquitin-dependent protein catabolic process. The record is from RefSeq and is a predicted model, not a curated record. Lineage: Eukaryota; Metazoa; Arthropoda; Insecta; Diptera; Drosophilidae.
CUAACAUUAUAAAGCCUACUUGUAGGGCUUACCUUAAACCCAUAACCAAAUGUUAUAUAGUAAACUUAAAAAAGUUUAUGACAAGUCAAAGAAAAUUCAUUACCCAGAAAUUCUGAAAUUCUCCCUCUCUCGCUCUAAAUAAACACAAAAAUGUCACCCAUUUUCUUGCAACUGGAGACAAAUGAUGGAAAACUUCAUACCGUGGACAGUGCCUUGGUGAAGGAAAUGGAUACCAUUUGCCAAAUGCUAAUGCUGGAGUGCUCCGGUAAAUCGGAAGUGAUUCCCCUGCCCAGGAUCGAUUCCAGGACUCUGAAACUUUUGCUAAAGUGGUGUAAAUACAUGAAUGGUUGUUCUGAUAACACCGAUGUAUCCGUACGUCUAAAUAUACUGAAGCGAUUAAUCCAAAAGGCUGGCGGCGAGGACGAAAUCCUUUUCCAGAUGAUCAAUGCGGCCAACUAUUUGCAGAUGGAGAGACUCCUGGAUACCGGCACCCAGCUGGUGGCCAAUAUAAUCCAAAGCUAUGACAGUGUCGAAGAGUUGCGGGUACGUUUUCAUAUUGAAAGUGAUGAGGAAUAAAUCAAAAAUGGCAGAGCAGGAUCUUUCAAAAAGGAUAAUGCUUCAAGAAGACAUUAUUAACAUGAAGUCUAUCUCUAAAAAUUUGUCUAAGAAUGAUAGUCCGUAUUGUGUGUGUAGUGAAUAAAUUUCGAAUUAAAUAAUAUUAUUAACUCAGUUAA